CGACGGACGUUACCGUCGAAGCAAAGUUGAUAUAGCGUACUCGCGAGCGAAAUCUUUAAUUUUGAUAGAACGACCUUUACGAGAGGGACGCGCGAAGCGCUUGCCACGGGCACAGAGUCUCAGUCGGGGAACGUGUUUAUUUCGACGUCGAGAAGCAAGGCCUCAGGAUGGGUGUGCCGAAAUUCUUCCGAUACAUAAGCGAGAGAUACCCCUGCCUCAGCGAGGUCGUGAAGGAACAUCAGAUACCGGAAUUUGAUUAUUUAUAUUUGGACAUGAACGGUAUCAUACAUACAUGUUCCCAUCCGAACGACGACGUCUGCUUCCGCAUCACCGAGGAGAUGAUUUUUAAGAAUAUAUUUCACUACAUAGAGGUGCUAUUCAACAUGAUCCGCCCGCAAAAGUUGUUCUUCAUGGCGAUCGACGGCGUCGCGCCUAGAGCCAAGAUAAAUCAGCAGAGGGGCCGGCGUUUCAGAGCCGCCAAGGAUGUCGAGGUGCAAGAGGCUAGAGCCAAGUCCAAGGGUAUCCCGAUACCCACCGAGAAGAGAUUCGACUCAAAUUGCAUAACCCCGGGAACGCUCUUUAUGGCUAAACUGGGCGAGCAGCUCAAACAUUUUGUCGAACAUAAGAUUUCCACUGAUGAUGCAUGGAAAAAGUGUAGGAUACUGUUCAGCGGGUCUGAGGUCCCCGGAGAGGGAGAGCAUAAAAUUAUGGAUUACAUAAGGUACAUGAAGGCGAGCAAGGAUUACGACUGUAACUCUAGGCAUUGUUUAUACGGUUUGGAUGCCGAUUUAAUAAUGUUGGGUCUCUGUUCACACGAGCCAAACUUCUCUCUUUUGAGAGAGGAAGUCAAGUUUGGUAAGCAGCAAGUGAAAAUGACCCCCGAGGAGACAAAGUUUUGCCUUCUUCACUUGUCGCUUUUGCGAGAGUACAUAGAGCACGAGUUUUCGUCGCUCAAGGAUAAGCUAUCCUUCACAUUUGAUAUCGAGAAAAUAAUCGAUGACUGGGUUUUGAUGGGUUUUCUGGUAGGAAACGAUUUUAUUCCCCACCUGCCAAAUUUACACAUUGCCAACGGUGCACUGCCAAUUCUGUACCGUGCAUACAUGGAAGUAUUACCAACUCUAGAAGGUUACAUAAAUGAAGCGGGAACAUUACAACUCGACCGUUUUGAAAAGUUUAUGGAGAAACUUAGUCGUUUAGACGUAGAACAGUUUAACGAGCAUUACGCCGAUAUAAAGUUUUUUGAAAAUAAAACAGGUAGAAGGCCCAAUGAAUCUGAACGUCAUGUAUAUAAAAAAUCAGACGACAGCGAGAACGCAUCUCCAAAGAAAACGCAAAAUAAAGAUUUAGAUGCUCUUAUUAAAAGUACUACGGAGAUGUCCUUAGGUAAUUUUGACGAUGAUGAUGAUGUCUUUAUAGAGUAUAGAGAUAAUAUGGAUUUAAUAAUAGAUGAUGAAUCCGAUAGUGAUAUAUACAAUAUGGAAUUUGUACAACAUAAGAAAGAUUACUAUAUGAACAAGUUAGAAUAUGAGAACGUUGACGAAGAAGUUUUACGUUCGCAGGCUGAGGGCUAUGUGAGGGCGAUACAGUGGAAUUUGCAUUAUUAUUAUCACGGCUGUUGCAGCUGGUCGUGGUAUUAUCCGCAUCAUUACGCCCCGUAUAUUUCAGAUAUAAAAGACUUCAAGGAUUUGAAGUUAGAAUUCGAGUUGGGAGAGCCGUUUUUACCUUUUCAACAAUUACUAGCUGUGUUACCGGCAUUUAGCAAAGAACUGUUGCCAGAAGCAUUUCAAUCGCUAUUGACAGAGGAUUCUUCUCCCAUUAUCAAUUAUUAUCCACAUAAUUUUAAAACUGAUCUAAAUGGAAAACGUCAGGAAUGGGAAGCAGUUGUACUUAUCCCAUUCAUUGAUGAAAAACUGUUGUUGGCUGCUAUGCAGCCACACUUAUCGAGAUUGUCGACGGAAGAACAAGCAAGGAACAAACAUGGGCCGAUGUGUUCGUACUCGUAUACUGACGAGAUCCGAAGUGUUCAUAAAGCAACCGUAUACUUUCCAGAAUUUGUCAGUCACGCUGAAGUAAAAUUAAUGAAUCGCGAUGACAUUUUUGUUCCGAGAGAACAGUUGAUUCGCGGAUUGUCCCCAGGUUUUGAUCUCGACGUUUAUUAUCCAGGAUUUCCUAUACUACGGCACUUGAAUUAUACAGCGCAUUUGGACAAAGCGAAGGUCAAAGUAUUUCAACAACCUUCAGUCGGGGAAAAUAUGAUUUUAAGCAUAAUAUCGAAACCAACACCAAGUUUGACAACUUUAGCGUCGGAGCUAUUAGGAAAGAGCGUAUAUGUGGAAUGGCCGCAUUUGAAGGAGGCCCUCGUAAUUGGCGUAGCUGACUGCAACGUGAAAUUCAGUUUAAUCAAUCAGUUAGACGGUUACAGUGACGCUAAUCUAAAGAAAGAAGAGGUAAAGACCGCGUUAGCCGCGGAAUGGAAGACGCACAAAAAACAAAUCAAAGAAAUACAUAUGUCACGUCUUGGGAUAGAUAUUGGCAAUACGGAUGUGUUGCUUUUUACUCGCUCAUUUCUGGGUAGCAAAUAUAUUUUUGGUGGUCAGGGAAAAGUUACAAUCGAGAAACAGUGGAACGAUUAUCCUGCGGUUUACGCUUAUCAGACUGUAGUCAGAGAUAUCUCCGUCUACAGCAAAAAAUUGACAGUUUACGAAACUAUGCAUGAUAUUUUUAUACCAGGAACCUUUUGUUUUAUGUUGGGACGUCCUUAUUACGGUGCGAUGGGAGAGGUUAUACAAAAUAAGGAUAUUUCAAAGUCGCGCAGAAUCAAAAUUUCUAUAAAAUCCGUAAAGGAGCCAACAUUCGACGCCAUUAAACAAGCCUACACGCAACAGAAGACGCGAUAUAUGCACGGCAGUAUUGCCGCGCAACGUCUUGGAAUAAGUAGUCAUCUUUUAAGCAGAAUCACUGGGACAAUUUACGUCAUACAACCAAUGAAGGAGGAACUUACAAAAUAUAACCUCGGGUUGAACUUAAAGUUCAAUAAAAGAAAUGAAGAGGUGCCUGGUUAUACCAGAAAGGAGAACAGCCAAUGGUUGUAUAGCACAAAAGCGAUCGAACUGAUUCGAAAUUAUAUGACGAAAUGUCCUAUCUUGUUCGAACGUUUGGCCCACAAUGUGACGAACGACAUUUUCCAAGAGGGAGACCUCUUCAAUACGGGAUCGGAUGAGCUGAAAGAUACAGUUGCGUGGCUGAAAACAGAACUGCAAGGUUUGGACAGUCGCGUUUGCGGGAUGGACGUCAUCGAAACGGACCUGAUAAAACAGAUCGAAGAGGAAGUAGAUAAAUGCUUGAAGACUGAGGAGACCACGGCGAAAACAGUUUUUCUGCAAGUGAAGCCGCAGUUACUUUACAAGCCGGGUUUAAAUUUGCGUAACGUGCCGCCCGAUCCAAACUCCCAAAAUCGUUUGUUCGAUAGAAUUCGCUGUAUCAGAAGCGGCUUUAGCGUACCGCUCGGAGCUAAAGGCACUAUCAUAGGGAUACGAAAGGGGAACACUCCGCUUGACACCAUGUACGACGUUGUGUUCGAUAAGCCUUUCAUGGGCGGACUUACGCUAAACGGUUGCUCUCAAUUUCGCGGUUAUCGCUUGACAGCUACGGACUUCAUAAAUAUUAGUUUCGGCGAGAGAACGGAGCACGGAAAUCCGAAUGAAUUGAUGGAAUGUCGAAAGCAAACAGCGAAUUCCGCUUCUCCCAGCAAGAACGAUCAAUCGUCGAAGGUACCGUACCCGCCAAUGCAGCUCGCUAAGAAGGGCCUUGAGAAAUUAAAUCGUGAGAUUUGUUUGGGUAUGGCGCAACACGGCAUGAUAGAAUUGAGUCCGAAAACAAUACCGUGUAAAGUAUUACAACAUCCUCAAAACGCGCCACCUAAUCCUAAUCAAGCAUCCGAGUUUCAAGCGUUAUGGAACGAAUUGCAUAAGAUACAGAAGCCGAAUGGACCGCCGGAGAAAGUAGCAUCCAGUCCAAUGACGAAAGUCAAGCCAUUUAGCAAUAAUAUGCAAUCGCCGCAAGAUCCUAGCGCGUUUUUGAAAGCUGUGUUGAAGAUUCCUGACGUAAAUCCGCAAACGAGUAAGCAAGAAAGUAAACAAUCUACGCCUCAACCAGCGGGGACGCUUCAGAAAGCGACAGUUUCACAGAAAGCUGAAACUUUGAAUCCUCCACCUUUGGUACAACAGUUGUUCGAUCACGCUCGACGAACCGAACAGAAAAAGGAGAAAGUAAAUCCGGUCUGGUAUAGCUCGCAACUGUUAAGACAUUUUUCGUAUAACGGAGCUGGCAUACCGAAAUAUAAUUAUAUUGUCGACGAGAAGACAGGUUUAAUUAGCGCCCACGUUAUGUUGGAAAAUGCAAAGGUUUUUAAAGGAGAUCCUUGCACCACUCACGAGCAAGCCGCAGAAAGCGCUGCAAAAAAAGCAUACAAGGCGUUAAAUUUUAAUAAGGCGUCAAUGCACGAUACGAAAAUAGUGAUGACGCCUCAAUGGUUUAAUACUCAACAAAAUAACUGGAUCCAAAAUAUCCGGCCUCCUAUGAUGGCUCCUAUGGGUCCUCUGAAAAUGCCGCCAGUCCCGCAGACUCUGCCUAUGCAGCCUAACUUAUUUUAUCCGAAAUGGAAUCCAAAAAUGCCACCGAAUCCAGCGUUCGGACAAGUCGCAUCGUAUAGUCAAGUCAUGCAGCAGCAAGUGAGACAUCAAGGGCAACAGAAAGGUCCUCAGAACGGACCGAAGAUGGAGAUCAGGAAUAGUACCGCGUUCGUUCCGUUACAAGCUCAGAAAAAGAGUAGAAACGCCAGCGUACAACAAGCCUCGAGAGAGCCGAAUCCGAAUACUAAGAAGAGCUCCAGUCCUAAAGCGCAGCAGCAACAGCAGCAAAAACAGCAGCAGAAACAAGAGGAAACGUUGCCCAAGAAACAGAAGCCGGAAGUUGUAAAUAAAGCCAGGGAGAAGACGUCGAGCGAACCGCAGAAACAACAAUCGCAACAACCGCAACAAAAUGCGGGAAAAUCGUCCAAACCCAGGAAAUCACGCGUCGCCGCGAAAUUCGGCGCACCACCCUUAUCGAACGGUGGUGAACCCCCCCAGUGAAAAUUCUGUUUUAUCCUUUGGAUGGGGUAGAUCUUUGCAAAUUAUAUGUAAAUAUAAGAUAAUUAUAUCGAUCCAUCCUUUCCCCGCCAUCCGUUCGUUUUCUACAUUUUUAUAAUAAAACCAAGCAGACCUUUUACUCCGAAAUUUCCAACGGGCCAGUACAUAUUUCAUUUCAAAGGCUUUAUAUUGCACCCAUUUUUCGCAUUUACAUACGAUCGCAUGUCUGUGCACCAAAUAAUACUUAGAGAUUCUUUCAAGUCAAAUGUAUAUACACGCUGAACUUACAUACGUAACGUAUAAUAUAAAGAAUAUAAGUGAGAAUGGUUUUAUUUUGUAUCGAAUGACUGAUUUUAUAUUUUUUGUUUUAUUUUACAAUGCAUCGGUGUGUCAUUUAUACUAAUAACUUUUUAUUUCUUGAUUUCGCGAUAUUCCAUCAAGACAAAUAAGUAAUUUUUUAAUUGUAAGAGGGUUGAAAAUUAUUUAUCCAAAUUAUUUUAGGAUAUUUAAUAAUAUGUACACACAAAAUUGGAAGUAGAACUAAAUCAUGAAGAUUUUGGUAGAUAUAUUAGGAGCUUUCCAUUUACAUCAAAACUCAGCUAAUUCUCAAUUGUGACGUCGUUCUAUCCUUUUUGGGAAUUAAUGAAUAAUAAAGACAGAAUGACAUCACAAGUGAGAAUUAUCUGAGUUUUCAUGUAAAUGGAAAGCAACUAAUAUUUAUGAUCUUUUUUUGUUUAUAACAUAUUUUACUUUUUAUUGUAAACAUUGUAAAGUAUAUCGCGUGUGUGCGUAACGAUCAGUUUGUACUGUUAUUUACAUUAUUAGAAAUGGAUUAGAAGGAAUAUAUCACUUUUUCUUUUAUCUUUCGAAGAGUAUUUCAGUUCCUAGUAUAACAUUGGACAAAAGUAGAUUAAUUUUAUUACUUAAUGCAUCACGAUUCUUAGAAGACUGUGAGAAACUGAUUUUUAUUGCAACAUAUUCGCCAAUUUACAUAUAAGCAUAAUUAAUAUGAGGCAACAUUAAAUGUGUUAUAUAUAUGUAAGACAUUGAAGAAAGUGAUAUCGAUUAAGUCUCUAAGUAGAAACAUAUCUUCGAUGAAUUUUUCUGUUCCUCUUUUCUGUACUAUAAACAGCGAAACAAAAAUCAAAAUUAAACAGAAACAUGAACUCAACAAGAUGUUUCAAUUUUAUUAUACAAUAAAGAAAGCACAGUAUAAUUGCCAAAUA
Molecule: messenger RNA, 6355 nt
Organism: Temnothorax curvispinosus
Lineage: Eukaryota; Metazoa; Arthropoda; Insecta; Hymenoptera; Formicidae
Product: 5'-3' exoribonuclease 1-like
Exons: 18
Coding region: 168-5132 (1654 amino acids)
Biological process (GO): rRNA catabolic process; nuclear-transcribed mRNA catabolic process
Cellular component (GO): nucleus
Molecular function (GO): 5'-3' RNA exonuclease activity; RNA binding
Source: RefSeq, a predicted model, not a curated record